AUGUGAGUGGGAUUUUAUGAAUUAUGCAAAUUUGAGCAGUUGUUCCCCUCUUCGGAUGAGAGGCUAGAUUCAGGAUAGUCGAGGAGUUUUGUUGUUCUUAAUAAAAUAUACAAGUCUUUUUGUUGUUGCUACGGAAUAUAUCAGACGAGAAUGACUCGUUUUGCUUUGCGUGAUUAGAUGGCGGCGCUGCACAUCUGAAUUAGGAUGUUAUAGGCCAGGAAGUUAUGAAAAGCCGGUAGUGUUUAAGUGCAGCAAACAGUUUCGCCGGUCGGGGCUGCUCUUUGUCUGACACAGAGAGUAGUCAACGCGUGCUCUUUUGUUUGGGGGUUUGUCUUUGUUUAACUGCAAACGGGCGAUCUUUGUUCUCGUUUAGGCCUCCCGAGGUUGAAAUAAUUGUUUUGAAACAUGCACCGCAUGAAGAAAUAUUUCACCGAGGGACUCAUUCAGUUUACGAUUCUGCUGAGUUUGAUAGGAGUUCGCGUGGAUGUCGACACCUAUUUGAGCGGCUACUUCUCGCCGUUGAUAGAAACAGACGGAGGGCCGAGCUCGGCUUUCAUACAGACCCCGUUUCACCACUACCGGGACACCGCGGCGGGCCAUCAGGUGCAUCCGAAAUGUCCAGAGCUGGACUAUUUUUUCACCAGCCGCAGGCUCUUGAAUGAAGUGCGUGCGCUCGGGUCCCCGGCCCGCUUCCCCACGCGUGUCAGCGCAUGGCUGGUGCACCUGGUGCCUGAUGAUGGUUCCGAUGCAGGUGAGCCACACGACCUGUCAGGGGACCCUGGUGACGAGGAGAUAAAUGCCGAAAAUCACCGGGAAGAGGAUGAGCACAGGGCUGGAGAGGGCUUCGGUCUGUCAGUUUCUCAGGACCUCACUGUUUCCAGGCCUUGCUGUGCAGCUGGAGAACUUUCCAAAGAGGAAACUUUACUAGACCAAGUGAAUGAGGAGGAGGAGGUGAAAGACGAGAGAGGACAGGAGGAAACCAGCCCUACUACACUGAACCAGCUGACUCAGAGUUCUGCCUUAGAGCAGGAGGAUUUGCUGGGUAGUAGUACCCUUCCUCCACCUCUUUCUGGUCUUGAGCUUCCUCCACGAUGGCAUGACUUCCUCUCUGAAUUUGAUGAUUUUGACUCCAUGGUCCCCCAACGUAUGUCAGACUUAGAAGCUGAACUUCCUAAUCCCAUCAGCUAUGACGUAAGCCUUCAAGAUGCAAUGGUAACCGGAGGAGAUUCAGCUAAUAGAAGGCUUGCAUCUUCCCAAACACCCCUCUUCCGUCUGGAGUCCACAAACUCUUCUCACUCAGACCCGUCUCAGAGCUCAGCAGGGGCACUUCCUUCAUCGCUCUUCUCUUUGUCUGGGAACAGCUCCCGUAAUGAAACCUCCCCUUCGCAGAUGGGAGGCUAUCUAGAUGAGGCUGUUUUUGACCACAUCAAUAUGUUGGAUCUAGAUAAUCUUGGUACAAUGGACCCUCAGAUGCUGGACGGUAUGCAAGGGGACAUGGACACUCCAUGGCCUGAGGAUUCAGACUCUGGCCUGUCUUUGGAGAGCAGUUCAAGGAGCCCCGCAUCCCCGUCUACAUCAUCCGAUUCAUUUUGCGAGGAUGAAGGUGGAGCUACAGGCUAUAGCAGUGAAGUGGAGUCUCUUUCGUCAAAAGGCGGAGCUUGUGCAGCCGCUUACCGUGAUUGGUUGCCUGUAAACCUCGUAGAAAACAUCUGGCACGAUCAUACCUAUUCAACCCCACAGGCGCAAAAUUCUACACCAUCUAGCUGGUUCACAGCAAUCAAACAGGAAGUGAUGAGCGAAGAUGAGGCUGAACCAGAAGAGAUGAGUCGUGAUGAACAUCGGGUGCAGGCAUUAGGUCUUCCGUCUUCAGCCUUUCAGAUUGUCAACAUGCCUGUAGAAAAUUUCCUGGAGUUGCUGGACAGCCAGAAUCUGUCAGGAUCACAAGUCACGCUCUUGCGCGAUGUGCGCAGACGAGGUAAAAACAAGCUUGCCGCGCAGAAUUGCCGCAAGAGGAAGCUGGAUGCGAUCCUGACCCUGCAGGGUGAGGUUGAGAGCCUGUCGGUGCAGCGGGAUGCUCUCCUGCGCCAGAGAUCCCACACAGCCAAAGCACUUUCUGCUGCUGCAGAGCGGUUCGAAACGCUCUCGCGGACUAUGUUGAGCCAACUUCGGGAUGAAUAUGGACAUCCUCUGAACCCUGAGCACUACACACUGCACUGCAGUGCUAACGGACGGGUGAUGGUUCAGCCUCGCACAAACACAACGUCAAGGACAAUGACAAGUAGCAAGACGGUGAAAAGAAAGAAGGACAAGAAACCCUAAAGACUUUUUGAGUGUGUGUGUGUGUGUGUGUGUGUGUGCGCAUGCGUGUUUGUGUUGACAUACAAAUAUUUCUAUGUUUUCUGAAACGUGAGUUUUUAUGUUUGAGAAGAUAUUAUGGGGCAUUUCUGGCUCUUCUUUGUUCCUAAAAGCCAUUCGUAACUCAAGUGGAGGGCAGAAAGACUGUAAUAAAUAGUACACUUGGAGCAUGGGAGUAGCCUUGUUUAUUUGCAGGAGAGAAUGUACUGAAAACACUGGACGUUGUGUAUAGUAAGAGUGUGUAUAAAGAGUAUUUCUAAAGAGCACAUUUGAAAAUUAAAAUUCAUUUUGCUUUUUUUUAACGGUUAAUUUAAAUGGCAAGUUACUAAGUAAAGAUUUUUUGCAUAUGGUCACUGGAGGACCAUGUUAAAAAGUGUGAUCACUAUUCUUGCCGGAAUGAGCUUAAAAGGGCUUCUGGCGUUUUCUCACUCUCAUUUUGAUCCUAAUUUUUUUGGGGGGGAAAAAACGAAAGAAAAUAUUUAGAAAAAUGUCCAUAUGAUGAAAAUCAAUGGGGACCAAUGUUGUUCGUUGUUGUCUUUUGCAGACAAGGUUUGGAACGACAUGAGGGUGAGUAAAAUUUUUGGGUAAACUAUCCCUCUAAUAUGAGGAACCCCACAGAAAUUACCUUAAUUUCAACUAUUUGUAGACAUUAGAAUCAAACACAACUUUGCGUUAAGCAGUUACCUUCAUAACCGUGUAUACGUUUUCCUCACCACUGAGAAAUAAAAUGAUUUAUAAUAUGAUUUUGCGUCUAUGACGAACAGUGAUCACUCUUUUUAAAAUUUUCCUGUACAUUUACAUUACUGUCACUUACAUUUGCAUUUUACAUUUAUGCACUUGCUUAACAAGAACAAUUAUAAUGCAUUCUGGUAGCUUUUUAUUAAGGGGUUACGAGUUUGGAUUGCAGAUUUGUUUUCAGUUUGGUUUUCCUUUGGGUUGUUUUUUGCAAACAAAUUAAAUGUACCUUUAGAAGUGAUCAUCUUUGAAGUGAAGUCACAGUAAAAACAACAAAUAAAGUGGAAGUAAUUAAAUGAAAAUAUGGAAAUGGUGAGUUUUGUUCUACCUCACAGCACAGUUACACGAUUUCGAAAAGGCAAAUACUGUAUUGGUUUAAUGACAAAUUAAUUAGUGAGUUAGUGUGUAAAGUAAAACAGGGCCCAAACAAAUGAACCUCUCAAAUGAACCUGUUUAUUUCUUUUCUUGGCAGAGCGGUUUGAUUUGUGUUUGUGAGUAGCUGCUUCUCUUUUUCUUUUUUCUUUUUUUUUUUUU
Molecule: messenger RNA, 3624 nt
Organism: Sinocyclocheilus rhinocerous
Lineage: Eukaryota; Metazoa; Chordata; Actinopteri; Cypriniformes; Cyprinidae
Product: nuclear factor erythroid 2-related factor 1-like
Exons: 4
Coding region: 406-2319 (637 amino acids)
Biological process (GO): regulation of transcription by RNA polymerase II
Cellular component (GO): nucleus
Molecular function (GO): DNA-binding transcription factor activity, RNA polymerase II-specific; RNA polymerase II cis-regulatory region sequence-specific DNA binding
Source: RefSeq, a predicted model, not a curated record